Messenger RNA from Aspergillus viridinutans, 1491 nucleotides. RefSeq names its product FAD-binding oxidoreductase. Lineage: Eukaryota; Fungi; Ascomycota; Eurotiomycetes; Eurotiales; Aspergillaceae. Gene Ontology annotation, molecular function: FAD binding. The record is from RefSeq and is a predicted model, not a curated record. The transcript has 3 exons. Bases 1 to 1491 code for a protein of 496 amino acids.
AUGUCCCGGCUCAUUGGACCACUUCUCCAACUGCUGGGGUUGCUCCCCCUGGCCACGGUGGCGCUUCCCAGCAGUAGUACAGGUAGUGUCUGCGAUAUCCUCAAUUCCCGGUUCCCAGGCAGUGUCUCGUACUCGGGAGACCCGAUCUACACUGCGUCGGUGUCAUCCUAUUACUCCGGAUUCGAGAGAGCCCUGAGUCCCAGCUGCAUCUUCAGACCAACUAGCACCGCCGAAGUUUCCGAAUUCGUUCACUUGGUCAGCGUAAAUGCAUCGCUUCAAUUUACCAUCAGGGGCGGUGGGCACACCCUGUUCACCGGAGCGGCGAAUAUCGACGGGGGCAUUACAGUGGACAUGCGUGCUAUGAACGCCCUGGCUCUCAGUGACGAUCACAGGAUUGCCUCCGUCGGCGGCGGCAGUAUCUUCAGUGAUCUCUAUCCUCAGCUCGUGCCGCAUAAUCUCACGGUCAUGGGGGGCCGAGUUCCGGGAAUCGGGAUCGGUGGAUUUACAACCGGAGGAGGUUUGAACUUCCUGUCGCGCAAGCACGGCUUCUCUUGCGAUAACAUCUACGGCUACGAGGUCGUUCUCGCCAACGGCUCAGUCGUCUACGCGAGCGCAAGCUCCCACCGCGACCUCUGGCUCGCGCUCAAAGGCGGCUCGAACAACUUCGGCAUCGUCACGCGCUUUGAUCUCGCGACCUUCCCACAGGGACUGAUGUGGGGAGGCCUGGUGCUGUUCAACUACACGGACCACCAGACCAUCAACGCCCAGGCCCAAGCUUUCAGCGAGUUCAUGGAUCCCGCCAACUUCGACAGUGCAGCAGACAUGGGGCUUAUUCUGAACUUCGCCGACGGCAGCUUCUCGAUUGGGAACUCGCUUUUCUACACGGAACCAGUCGCCUACCCGCCUGUCUACCGGCCGUUUACCUCCCUGCCGUCCCCGAUUUUGGACGACCUGGGCUUCAAUAACGUGAGUGGCAUGGUGGCUAAAUUUGGAGAUUCUCUUCCAUCAAGGCUGAAUCGGGUAACCGAGCUCGUAUACUCCUUCAAGAACGCCAACGCAACGAUAUACAAACACCUCUUCCAGAUCUGGGAAGACGGGUGCACCUCCCUCGUCGAGGCCGGGAUCUCGGGCCUGCAAGUCCAAUACCUGCUCCAGCCUCAACCCGUCACGAACGGCACAAACUCCCUCGGCCAGGCACCCGGCGAGACAGAUAUCGUGAUCGGACUCGCCACCGUCGCCUACGACAAUGCGUCUGACGACAACACGGCGAUGAUUGGCCUCCAGACCAUGGUCAAUGCACAAGAGGCGAUCCUGCAGAGGGCAGGCCUCUAUAUCCCUUUCAAGUACCUGAACUAUGCGGACAAGUCGCAGGACCCCUUUGGCAGUUAUGGGAAGGCGAACAAGGCUCGUGUCGAGGAUGUCAGUAGGCGGUAUGAUCCCCAGCAGAUGUUUCAGAGACAGGUUCCUGGGGGGUUUAAGCUUUUUGCAUGA